Molecule: messenger RNA, 783 nt
Organism: Penicillium roqueforti
Lineage: Eukaryota; Fungi; Ascomycota; Eurotiomycetes; Eurotiales; Aspergillaceae
Exons: 2
Coding region: 1-783 (260 amino acids)
Biological process (GO): exocytosis
Cellular component (GO): Golgi to plasma membrane transport vesicle; cell tip
Molecular function (GO): guanyl-nucleotide exchange factor activity
Source: RefSeq, a predicted model, not a curated record
AUGUCAACAACAUCCGUCACCACGCUUGUCAUACCGGCCAUGAAGGGUGUCGUUAUAUCAGAAAAUAAAUGUCCCAUGUGUUGGGGUGAAGGCUUUCCCCAAGAUGGUUCUGGCGCCCACGAUAGAAUCCAGGAGUUGGAGGGGCAAGUGCAUACGUUGACAGCGCGCGCUUUGGCUGCAGCCUCCAAACUUAGCGAGUACGAAGACGAACUCCGCCGUCUCCGCGCCUCCCAGCCCCAAGGAGCCUACCACACCCCGCGCAGCAGCUCUUCACUGGGAAGACCCCCCUCCCGAGCCGACCAUUCAUCACCACAGCGCCCAACAUCCUCAGAAUCUCAAUCCCAACGACAAACAUACCACAGCCGCCUCACAAACCUAGCCUCCUUCCUCCCCUACCGACGUGGCAGCGCAACCCCCGCACCAGCAGCAUCCAGCGGCCCCCUCCCAAGUACCCCGACCGCGCUGGGAACACCACUCCUACACAUGUCCCCCGCGAACAGCGAGCACACCUCCGAGCUGCAGGAUGCGCUUGCGCGCGAGCAGAAACUGCGCGAGGCUGCCGAGUCGCAACUCUCGCUGGCGAGUACCGAGCUAGAGGAGUUGACGGUGCAGCUUUUCAGUCAGGCAAAUGAGAUGGUCGCAGAGGAGCGCAAGGCUCGCGCGAAGCUUGAGGAGAGGGUUGCUGUGCUGGAAAAGAGGGAUGUGGAGAAGCGCGGUCGGUUGGAGAGGUUGGAGAAUGCUGUGGCGCGCGUGGAGCGAUUGAGGGCAUUGGUUAAUCAAUGA